GGCAAACGACGUCACUUGUGCCGAUGCAAGCCGUCGCAUGUUCGGAGUUCUUGGCGCCCAGGGGUCGCCUGGCAUUCUCCACAUCCUCCCUCCUGGGAAUUGCAUCCGAACGACGCUGAGAACAAGAGAGUGCGUGGGUGAUUCGAGGAGCAUGAUACCUGACGUUCUGCAGUUCUAUGACACAAGCCUUCGUUGUCCUUAGGUGUAGACACGCCGCUCUAAGACCCUAUUCCUUCGUCCACUCUGUUCUACAAAAGCACAGGAGGUAUCAGGGCCAUAAGUUGCUCAUCUGUGAAAUCAAGGAGUUCACUGUACUGCCCACCGACCUGGUGCUUGUUCAUGACCGGAUCGACCUAAUUUCGCUCCAGCCCACGAACCGGAUGCCGCUCACGACGUUCAACGAGAGACUCACGGAGUUCUUCGCGAGACAUAGCAAAUUAUGUACCAGGGACGAGGUGGUUGUCCAGGCAUUUUCUACAGUCGACGAAAACGACAUCAAGCCGGAGCAUAUUGGGGGAAGUUGACUGAGAAACUCGAGAAGCUGAAGCCAGUACACUCCAAUAAGUAGUUGCUGGCAAAGCCGGGGUUUGUCCAGACAUCGAGAGGGGAAUAUCACUAGGGGCCAGAGUCCGGCUGCGAGAACUGAAGAACAGUUGCAGGGGGAGAGAGACG
Molecule: messenger RNA, 672 nt
Organism: Parathielavia appendiculata
Lineage: Eukaryota; Fungi; Ascomycota; Sordariomycetes; Sordariales; Chaetomiaceae
Exons: 4
Coding region: 177-524 (115 amino acids)
Source: RefSeq, a predicted model, not a curated record